UGUUCCGCGUUUUCACAGCACAAUUGAAGCAGACAGACGCCGUAUCAAGAGCUCCUGCUUUCAAGUUUGAGGGGAUCACCAGAAGAGGAAACGGGAAAAAUGGCUCCUGUCACGUAUACACACACGUUACUGUGGCUCUUGUUUGUAAGGAUGAGUUCAAUAUGUAAUGGAAACAUCAUGGAUGUUGAAACUACCGGAGCUUCAGAGAGAACAGCUCGGCAGGACAAGCUGGACCACGGGGGCGUGGCAGCAUCACACGCGAUGGCAAAGACCGAUUCUGGCAGAAUGGAGAAGUACAAGUCAAUAAUCAAAGAAGUGGGAAGUAAAUAUGACAUCGAGCCAGCUCUCAUUGCUGGCAUCAUCUCCAGAGAGUCCAGGGCUGGAAAUGCGCUUCAUGACGGCUGGGGCGACUUUGACAAAAACAGGGGAGCAUAUAACGCCUGGGGACUGAUGCAGGUUGAUGUCAAUCCAAGUGGAGGUGGACACACUGCUCGGGGCGGAUGGAACAGCGAGGAACAUCUCUGCCAAGGCACCGAGAUCCUGAUUUAUUUUCUCAAGCGGAUCCGCAACAAAUUUCCCGACUGGAACAGUGAGCAGCAGCUGAAAGGGGCGAUAGCAGCCUACAACACAGGCGAUGGAAGAGUCCACUCCUAUGAGAACGUGGAUGAGAGGACAACGGGCAAAGACUACUCCAACGACGUUGUUGCCAGAGCUCAGUGGUACAAAACCAACGGUGGCUUUUAAUAGCUGCAGUAUUAUUAUAAAGUCUGGUCUAAACUGCUGCACCUUCAUUCAUUUUUUUUUCCUGUAUUAAACUGCACAUUUUAUCUCUUAAAUGCUUGUAUUCUUCUCAUCACUUGUCUUUUUAGUCAUCUUAGUCAAUCAGCUUGAAUUAUUCUAUAAAUCCAUGUGCACUUGAUUAAAUUCGUCUGUACUGGUUUGAUGCAAUUACUUAAUUUUUAAUUAAACAUAGCGAACAUGUCUUUCACCAAAAUGAUGUGUUAAGCUGAAUAAACAUAACGCAACUCACAAA
Stegastes partitus (bicolor damselfish) is the source of this 1033-nucleotide messenger RNA. RefSeq names its product lysozyme g-like. Gene Ontology annotation, cellular component: extracellular region. Bases 100 to 744 code for a protein of 214 amino acids. Gene Ontology annotation, molecular function: lysozyme activity. The transcript has 6 exons. Lineage: Eukaryota; Metazoa; Chordata; Actinopteri; Pomacentridae. Gene Ontology annotation, biological process: peptidoglycan catabolic process; defense response to Gram-positive bacterium. The record is from RefSeq and is a predicted model, not a curated record.